CUUCUACUCAUGACAACAUUAAACGACAUACAAGCGAUUUCUAAUUAUAGUUGUGCUAUUGGAAUUGGAGAUCGAUGGCAUAUAAUUGACAUUGAUGAACCUAUACAGUAAUUUCAAAGUCAAUCUCAACCGAGCAAGACAGGGACAGGACAUAUGGAGUAGGUUUCUCUCUUUCCAUCACAACCCUACUCGUUCGCUAUCAUUGGUUACACGUGAUAUUUACAUACAUUCAUCCUCCUUUCUCUAUGGUUCUUCUCACUCUCGCUACAACAAAAUAGAAUGAAUGAGGGAUCUCUUGCUAAUGUACUCAGGGGCAUCGAGUACAGCCAACGAUCUCGCCCGGGCGUUGAUUUCAACCACGCAACCUUUCCCUACUCACUCGAUGAGAGAGUCAGUCAAGCAGCUCAAUUUCAACGCGCAAAAGAAGAACUCGAAUCGAAACUCAAAUCCAUUCGAAACUUCUACGCGUCACCCCAUGCCCCAGCUCACUCGGGACCUCCCAACUGCACGCGAUGCAAAACCAAGAAUCGUCGCGUUGCCGAGGCCUACUAUGACUUCUACCAGGCGAACGCACCGUGGACCUCUGGUCGAGGCCGCGAGAAAGAAGAUCUGGAUAAGGUCUUUAACGAUGCAGAAGGGCCACAGUUGAAAGAAAUGCAUCGCAUUUUCCAGAGCGUCUUACGUGAACAUCUGAAGAAUGAUAUCUGUGCCACUCAGCCGGGUGACGACGCCGAUAUCAGCAAGUAUAAAUCCGCAACAGGAAACAUGUUGCGAAACGGCCGCGAUAUUCAAGACACCAUCAAGUACUACACCGAAUCCCAGCUUCAGUAUUCCAAGGUCCCCGGCACAGCGGAAUUCAUCAAAUCUCUGCAGGGCGCGAGGAAUCCCACGCAACGCGCUCAAGCAUACAUCAAUUUCUACUGCAAAAUUGAACCUGAAGACACACCUCAGCAAAAGAACUUCAAAAACAAAUACGCCCGCGUCUUCGAAAGUUUCACUCCCCACGACGAAGUCGUCAAAGCCAUGAAAAAAGAAGCCUCCGACACCCAAGCCAGCAAAGUCUCCGCCCUGCAGCAAGAAAUGGACGAACUCCAGAUGGCCUUCUCUGCCCACGUCAAAGCCAAAGCCAAGAAAGCCGAAAAGGAACAACGCAUCCACGACCGCGAACUCACGCCUCGCUACGUGAGUUGCAAUCUCGAAGAGUGUCCGCUGGACAGCAUCAACGUCUCCAACGAGGAAAUCAUCGAGUGCGCCAUCUGCGAGUGGCUGGAACGCAAAGGGAGGAGACGGGGACCUAUCUAUUAUUGUUCUGUCGAACAUGCGGAAGAGGACUUUGCGGAUCAUGAGAAGCAAGAGCAUUUGUGUUGUAUGGGGAGGAGUUGUACUUAUUAUCCGGCGAUUGGACCGGGUGGGGAGGGUAGGGUCGAUAGUACGGAUGUCUGUGGGAUUUGUUAUGACUGUGAGAUUCAUGAGGUGGUUAGCUUUUUUUGUUCGGAAGAGUGUUAUCGUGGGAAUUUGGUAAGUUCUCUAUUCUUUUCUUUUUUCCUGAGUGGAUGGGGUUUCCGGGAGGGAGGGGGAUGUGUGAAGGGGGUUGUGUGUGUGUAAGGACCAUGCUAAUUUCUAAAAGGACGCCCAUAGAGAACAAGUCCAUCACGAUAGAGAUAUUCCUAAUACGGCUAAACAUCUCAUCGCCUAUGAACCAGCCAAUGAUAUGGAGAUUUUACCAUAGCUGUAGUUGUAGCUGUAUCUAUAAUUCAUACCUGUACUAUACAAUAAAAUAAAGUCCAU
Molecule: messenger RNA, 1788 nt
Organism: Hymenoscyphus albidus
Lineage: Eukaryota; Fungi; Ascomycota; Leotiomycetes; Helotiales; Helotiaceae
Source: the annotation of a GenBank genome assembly